Molecule: messenger RNA, 393 nt
Organism: Pollicipes pollicipes
Lineage: Eukaryota; Metazoa; Arthropoda; Thecostraca; Pollicipedomorpha; Pollicipedidae
Product: acanthoscurrin-1-like
Exons: 2
Coding region: 1-393 (130 amino acids)
Source: RefSeq, a predicted model, not a curated record
AUGGGACCAUUCAGCCUCAGCGUACUAGGAGCCGGGUACGGCUACGGUAUGAACGGCUUCAACGGUGGAUACGGCUUUAACGGCGGACAUGGCUUCAACGGUGGAUACGGCCUCAACGGUGGAUGCGGCUUCAACGGCGGGUACGGCUUGGACGGCGGCGGAUUCGGCGGAUUCGGUCUCCGCGGGCUGAGAGGCGGAUUCGGCGGAUUCGGUCUCCGCGGACUGGGAGCCGGGUACGGCCUCGGCGGUGGAUACCAGAAACAUUUCUCCGGAUACGGACUCGGCGGCGGACAGUUCGGUGGAUACAAGAAGCACUUCUCCGGAUACGGACUCGGCGGCGGACAGUUCGGUGGAUACAAGAAGCACUUCUCCAGCUACAGAUAUGGACAUUGA